Molecule: messenger RNA, 1542 nt
Organism: Wyeomyia smithii (pitcher-plant mosquito)
Lineage: Eukaryota; Metazoa; Arthropoda; Insecta; Diptera; Culicidae
Product: uridine diphosphate glucose pyrophosphatase NUDT14-like
Exons: 2
Coding region: 249-1067 (272 amino acids)
Biological process (GO): ribose phosphate metabolic process; nucleoside phosphate metabolic process
Molecular function (GO): UDP-sugar diphosphatase activity; metal ion binding
Source: RefSeq, a predicted model, not a curated record
UGAAAGCCGAGUUCCACACAAUGAAGUGCAUUCUGAAACAAGUUCAGCACAAACACAAACUAGCGCAGCGUGUGUCACUAGUGCAGCGUCAGCUGUUUUGGGGCGUUUGGUUUGGUUACAAAGGUCGUGUUGAAAAAAUAACAUCUAACUGAAAACUGGUGCGAUAUCUUCGGUGCUAGCACACGCCAGUCUCUUGCUGGGCUAGCAGCACACAUAAACAAAAAACGCAAGCAGUAUAUCGUGUCAACAUGUCAAUAAUCAAAACAUUGACGCAAACGCGAGCCUUCCAUUCAAGGCCUUCUGCUCCUGUGGUGUUCGGUGCCGUGGUAGUAGUGGUUUCGCCCUCCUCAACUCGAGCUGCUGUCAGCUGUUGGAGUCGUCAUCGGAAAAAUACACCAAUUUGGACCGUCCAGAAGCGUACAAUGAACGACAUCAGCAACAUUCGGUACGGUCCGCUGCCGCGGGAAUCACCGUACGUGAAACCGUUCCGCUUCCACUACACCCAGAAUGGGAAGGAAAAAUCCUGGGAUCUGCUGAAGGUGCACGACUCUGUGUCGAUUAUUGUCUUCAACGUCACUCGCCAGCGGUUGGUCUUUGUGCGGCAGUUCCGUCCAGCUGUUUAUUACAAUCUGGUUAGUGCGGAAGCUGGAGACGAUGGUUCGAAGAUUGACAUGCAGAAGUAUCCCCCGUCGAUAGCGGUAACAUUGGAACUCUGCGCUGGCAUUGUGGAUAAGCCAAUCUCGAUGGCCGAGAUUGCCCGCGAGGAGGUGCUGGAGGAGUGUGGUUAUAACGUGCCACUCGAACGGUUGGAGGAGAUUGUCAGCUACCGGGCGGGGGUUGGAACUUCCGGAGCGCUGCAGACUUUGUUUUACGCCGAGGUUAACGAUGCGGAUCGUGUCCCGUCAGGCGGUGGCGGCGUGGAUGACGAAAUGAUCGACGUGGUCGAGUGCAGCCUGGAUGAGGCACGAAAGAUGACCCAGAAGGGUAGCAAUAUGACUAGCCCGCCGUCGUUUCUGUUUGGAGUGUUGUGGUUCUUGACCAACCGUGCACCGAAGCCGGAAGCUUAGGGUUUUUCGUUUCGGGUUUUGAUCACAUCCUUGUUUCCGCCUGGAGAUUGUUAAACGGAUUCCAGUAAGAUUAAGUACGUACUGUUGACUUUGAAUCCACUUUGAUCGCACACUAACAAGGAUAGUUUGUUAGAAGUUAGUUUCCUAUAGUGAAUUUAGUAGUCUGUUUCUUUUGCAUCAGCUGAGUUCUCCAAUACUAAUAAAUGAAUUGGCACAUCACUACUGUUGAGAUUGUUCCGGUAUUUGCUUUUCAAAUAACAAUUUUAUCACAUUCGUGAAAAGACAGAAAUAGAGAAUAGUUGAUUUGAUUCCUUAUCAUAAAUACUCCGCACGAUUUUAUGGAUGUAAAUUUUCCGCCAAAAUGCUUUACGAUUAGGCUUUUAUACACUUUCAUAGGGGAAUACAUUUACAAAAUGUUACAAAAGUUGGUUCUAAUAAAUCUCACCUGUGUGAAAAUGUGUUGAAUCAUUCAGAA